Molecule: messenger RNA, 5458 nt
Organism: Girardinichthys multiradiatus
Lineage: Eukaryota; Metazoa; Chordata; Actinopteri; Cyprinodontiformes; Goodeidae
Product: phosphatidylinositol-binding clathrin assembly protein-like
Exons: 19
Coding region: 712-2442 (576 amino acids)
Biological process (GO): clathrin coat assembly; synaptic vesicle budding from presynaptic endocytic zone membrane; clathrin-dependent endocytosis
Cellular component (GO): clathrin-coated pit; extrinsic component of presynaptic endocytic zone membrane; synaptic vesicle
Molecular function (GO): SNARE binding; clathrin heavy chain binding; phosphatidylinositol-4,5-bisphosphate binding
Source: RefSeq, a predicted model, not a curated record
AUAAUUAAGAGAGAGGGGAAAAUAGGAACUGGCCUAUCUGUAACCUUUAAAGGAGAAAUACUCAUUUUUUUUAGUGAGCUGAUUGAAAGAGUCUGAGACUGAGGUUGCUGCUGCCUGCGUGGGGUGCUGUCGGGAUCAAAUAGGUGCUUGCGCUCGGAUCGCUUUGAUUCUGGAGGAGAAACCGGGUCAAGAAGAGGGGGACCGAUGGGAAAGAAAGGACAAUGCUGUUUCGUGUCAUUUCUUCGCUUAUUUGGAGGACCGCGCAGAUUUUACAAUUAAUCACCGUCCGUUUUUAGAUUAGUGACAUUUCGGAUUCAGCACUGGCACCGACGCACCCUGCCACCGGCAUCUCACCCUUUGGGCAGCAUCUAUUUCAGGGAUAGCUCACUGUUCAUUGGCUACAUUGUGUGCAAGCCAGCUCUUUAUGCAGAUUUCUACCUGCAUUCAUAAUUUUGCUUGAAAGUGACGGUCCUCUGUAAUUUUUUUUAAUUUUUUUGUCCGCCGCAUGAAUUCUCCCACCGGAUCCUCGUCGGUGUACUCUGCUGCUUCUGUCCUCCUCCUCCUCUUCCUCCUGACUCUCACAGAGGGCACUACCCUCCUCCCUACCACUAAAGACAUUUUGAUCGUCCUGCCCAGCUCCCCCCACCCGGACACGACCAUCGCCAGCACCACCAUCACCACCACCUCCUCUUCCUCCUCCUCCACUGUAACAUGUCGGGACAGUCUUUGACGGACCGGAUCGCCGCCGCGCAGCACAGCAUGACCGGGUCUGCCAUCAGCAAAGCCGUCUGUAAGGCCACGACGCAUGAAGUCAGCGGACCCAAGAAGAAACACCUUGACUACCUGAUCCACUGCACCAAUGAGCUGAACGUCAGCAUCCCCCACCUGGCAGACACGCUGCUGGAGCGCACAACAAGCAACAGCUGGAUUGUGGUUUUCAAAGCGCUCAUCACCACACACCACCUCAUGAUGUACGGCAGUGAGAGAUUGAUGCAGUACCUCGCCUCCAGAAACACGCUCUUCAACCUCAAUAACUUUCUAGAUAAGGCUGCACUGCAAGGAUACAACAUGUCAACCUUCAUCAGACGCUACAGUCGAUACCUGAAUGAAAAAGCCAUGUCUUAUAGACUAGCAGCAGUGGACUUCACCAAGAUGAAGAGAGGAGCUGACGGUGUGAUGCGCACUAUGAACACAGAGAAGCUGAUUAAGACUUUGCCCAUCAUACAAAACCAGCUGGAUGCACUGCUAGAUUUUCAGCCAAACUCCAACGAGCUGACCAAUGGGGUGAUCAACACAGCGUUCAUGCUGCUGUUUAAGGACUCCAUACGGCUGUUUGCUGCUUUCAAUGAGGGUGUCAUCAACAUGUUGGAGAAAUACUUUGACAUGAAGAAGAGUCAGUGCAAAGAAGCGUUGGAGAUCUACAAGAACUUCCUGAACAGGAUGACAAAACUGUCUGAGUUUCUCAAAGUGGCAGAGCAAGUUGGGAUAGAUCAGGGCGACAGCCCCGAUCUCACACAGGCUCCCAGCUCCCUCCUGGAGGCUUUGGAGCAACAUCUUGCUUCCCUGGAAGGCAGGAAGCUCAAAGAUCUGUCUACUGCCAGCAGAUCCAGCACCUUGUCCAGCGCAGUAUCGUCUCUCUCCAGUGCAGGGAUCUCUCUCAGUCGUAUGGAGGACAAGACAGAGGACAACCGACUGCAGCAACACAAGGAGGAUGGUCACAAAGUGAUCGACAUUCAGACGCCUACUGUUUCGCCCAGCACCCAGUCGGUGGGGAGUGCCAACAGCAGCGGAGGGGCUACGGAUCUCUUCUCAAACUCACCCAGUGUACCCAUUAAUAACCAUGUGCCAAACCUGACCAGCGAGUUGUUCACCCUGCAGUCCCACUUCACCCCCAUCCAGACCACACACACUGUGCCCCACAACAACAAUGCCUGGGGAGGAGACCUGCUAAAGCCAUCCCCACCUAUUCAGAUUCACAGUCCUGGAGUUCCAUUGCACUCUGGUAAAAUGCUCCCCAAUGAUUUGGACUCUUCAUUAGCAAACUUGGUUGGGAACCUACAGUUUGGGGGCACACCGGCUAAAAAGCCAGAGUUCCAUUGGAGCCAGCUAGUGGAGAAGAAACCCACUGGAGGGAGUGGCUGGCAGCCAAAGACUAUGUGUACCAACACCAACUGGACUCAUGCUACCCAUCCCAUGGCACCUGCACCCAUGCCCAUCCCUCAGAUGAAUGGGAUGAUCUAUACGGGAUAUGCUCCGGCACCAGUGGCUUUUCCUAUGACGACACCCCAAGUGCCUGUGUACGGAAUGCUCCCUCCUCAGAUGAGUCAUCAGAUGGGGGGUGUUCCCAUGAUUCCUGCGCAGCCUGUCAUGUAUAACCAGCCUGUCCUGAGACCCACCAAUCCUUUUGGACCCAUCCCGGGUACACAGAUGCACUUCAUGUAGAGAUGAUGUUGGAACCAUAGCAGCACAGAUGAGAGAGAAGAGGCAAGAGAAAGAGAUGGAAAAGAAAGAGCUGACAGCAAACACAAAUACAGAACCAAAUCCGGUGCAAGAGGAAGAAAAAACGGCAAGGGAAUAGGAGGACCAGAGCAGAGGAUUAAUAGAAGAUGAAAUGCUGAUGUCAAUUUACUGUCACUCCACCCUCUAUUCCCCCACUAAUAGCUGUUGAGCAUCAGAGGCUCCUCAUCAUUUCCACCCAACUUAUCUUUGUUUGGCCUCUUCUAAUGGCAAUCACAGCCUAUGCUGACAUUGCAUAAACUGACAGCUAUUAUGGAAGUUCUUCACCUUCUCCUGAGCCACUACCCCUGUUAAUAACCUAUAUGAAAACUUACCCACAUCUCUCCCCAUUCAACACCUGAAUCAAACUUGGAGGGCAAGCAUCUCUAUCUCUGAUUCGAUCAUUUGCUGGCACUUUACUCAAUGUGAACUUUUGCCAAGGGUGUGUUUCUGCGUAGAUGAUUCUAGAAUCUUGUUCCGAUUGGUUCCUGAUUGCUUGUCAACCAUCAUCUGAUAUUGCAAGUGAUUUGAAUGCGUGCGAGUUUUUGCUUUUUAUUUUCUACAUUUCAGCGAGCUGCAUCAACAUCAUUUCUUUUUAUGAUCUUCAUUUGUUCUUAAAUGCGUAAAACAAUGAUUUUUGGGUGUGCCUGUGUGAUGGUAGAUGGACGUAGCUCUUUAGAGUGAGAACUUUGUGUGUGUGUGUGUAAAUUAUCUUUUGGUACCUGAUGUCAUGACUAUAUGUUGCCAGGUGCCAAUGUGUUACUGCACUGGAAUUUAACGAUGAAAGCACUGAGCCAGACCCACCUAUUGCAUUUGGAUGUAAACAGACCUCUCAUACUAACUUUACUACUUGGGGACAUGCUGUACACACUGUUUUCCUUCUUUGUUUCCCCCUUCUGCAACUGCGUGAUAUUGUGAAACUGUCUUUUUCACAUCUUUACCUUGCGUAGAAGCUUUCUUCUGCUGCACUAUACUUUACUUGUCCACAUGGUUUCUCUGUAUAGAAUUCUUUUUAAUUUUUCCGGUUGUUUUAUAAUCUUCUCUUGUAUACCUGUACUGCUCUAUUAGUGAAACCUAGAAGGGGAUUUUCGGUCUAACCAAUCAGAAAUUGUUUAAUUUUCUCUGUGUCCUGAAUAAGUUACAUUUAAAGUCUUGUUCACCUCAGAAAAUCUGGAUUUGGGCAAGCAAUCCAGCUUAUGUGCAACCUUUACCCAGAGGACCUGGGCUUUUGUUCAUCAAGUCUUAUCAUAUACAAACAGGACAGCUAAAGGUCGUUGCGAGAAGUCCAGUGAACAUCCGACGAUCAUAAAGCGGCUGAGGGUAAUGUCUUCUCAUCAGAACCCUGGUAACGCCUGCAGUGAUGGCGCAUAGAUCAAUCCAGACAGCCCGAGACGAGGAGCCUUAAUGAGGCAUUAAAUGCUAAUGUGGAUUUUCUGGCAGAUCCAAGGUCAAGACAGACGCACAGUCUGAUAAUAUAUAUAUACAUAUAUUUAUAGCACAAACCUUCAAAGAAGGAACAAUGCUCUGCUGCACAAAAACCUAAAAACCAUUGCUGGGAUGUACAGUGAAAAGGGGCAAUAAUCGAUUGGGGGUGAAGUCGUUUUCUAUUGAUUGUGUCUGUUCUAUGUACAUGUACUUAGUGUGUUUGUGUGCACAUGCCUACGCAUAGAGAUUAACAGGGUCAUGUUCCUUGGUUAGAGAUGGAAGGUCUCUAAGCAAGAUGGUAGCGUGUACUAACUUAGCAUUGAGUGUUCUUGUGACAGUGUCCGAGUCUGUACAACACAUCAGCUGUAGGUGGCUAUAGGAUCAUUCGCCUGCUGAGUACACACUGAUCUCCUCAGACGGCGGGUGAUUUCUAACCAAAUCUUCAGAGACGACCAAAAGUACAUUAGCGUACUGUGAUUUAAGGUUAAAAUUCAAAUGACACCUGGCUCCCUGCAGCUAAGACUCUGCUACCAGCAGAGACUUAUAUUAGAAAUCAUCACUAAGCAUGCAGAUAUUCUGAGGUUUCACCUAUUUGACAAGUUCAGCUGUUGUUAUACUCCUCCAUCAUUCUUGUUCCAGUGGUUUGUCCUUCUUCAGCUGAAAGCUUUAUUCAACGAGCUCUUCAGCUCCACAACUCAACCCAUCCUGGGAUCUGACUGUUACCGUGUCCCCUCUGUAUAUAGGUAAUGCUGUUCAUGUGUUUUUAGACGUUCUCUCUGUAAAAGUGAUCGAAGCCCCGUUGGAUGACUUACUGUAUGUUGGACAAUUUAUUGCUGUAUCUGUGUUUGAAUGGUUGUAGUUUUUGAAGGUGUCAUCAUCCAGGGAUGGGCAGGUGGGCAUGGGUCGAUGUUUGUGCUCUUUGUGUCCAUCUCAAGGUGGAAGUGGGUUGGGGGUCAAGGGUAAACUAUCACAACUGGUCAAUACCAAGAGUGUCUUCAUUGAAAAAAAGAGGACAGGACAGGGUCUGUCCUCUUUGAAACAGGAACAUUUUUUGCACCAAAGUCAUCAUCAAAGCGCAGCUUCUUAUCCAAGGUCACUAAGGAUGGAUGAUAUCAGAACUCAAAGGAUUUUUGUUUGGUUCUUUUAUUUUCUAAAGACAAACAAAACUGUCUCUUUUGCAUGAUUACGUGUCGUCUUUUUAUUGGCUUGUGUGCCCGGUAAAAGCAUGACCAUAGUGUGAACUCACUCUUACCGGUGUGUUUGGAAAAUGUUAACAAACUUACUCAUUGAGACUUUUUUUUUUUUUUAAACUUACCUCUCAUCAUCCACUGUUUUACGAUGCAGGGUCUGUAACUGUUUGAAGGUUGCCUCGCAUGGAUCAAUGCAACUUGCAAGUAACCCAUCAAACUUCAAACCCAGUUACCACGACUGCAUCUCUGUAAAACGCCAUGGAUGUCAACACCGGUUACCACCUAACUAGCUAGACAUUGCAGUCUUGUAAAAACCGUUCUUUAUUAAAGCGUUGCUAUUUUCAAUA